Molecule: messenger RNA, 1668 nt
Organism: Macroventuria anomochaeta
Lineage: Eukaryota; Fungi; Ascomycota; Dothideomycetes; Pleosporales; Didymellaceae
Product: catalase-domain-containing protein
Exons: 3
Coding region: 1-1545 (514 amino acids)
Biological process (GO): response to hydrogen peroxide; hydrogen peroxide catabolic process
Cellular component (GO): cytoplasm; mitochondrion; peroxisome
Molecular function (GO): catalase activity; heme binding
Source: RefSeq, a predicted model, not a curated record
AUGGCACCACAAAACAACGACAAGCCCGUCUACACCCUGGCUGAGGGAAGGCCAGCAGGAGACCCAACUUCACAGACCAUCCUGCGAGGCAAUCCGCUGAAAGGCGGAGGUCUUGCACUUCUGUCAGACACACAGCUCAUUGAAACACUCGCACACUUCCCUCGCGAGAGGAUACCUGAACGAGUCGUCCAUGCGAAGGCCGCUGGAGCAUGGGGAGAAUUUGAGGUUACACACGACAUAACCAACAUCACAUCGGCCAACCUCUUCAGUGAAGUGGGUAAGAAGACUAAGGUCCUAGCACGAAUUUCUACUGUUGCUGGCGCCAAGGGAUCCUCAGACACAGUCCGCGAUAUCCGAGGUUUUGCACUGAAGUUCUUCACCGAUGAGGGCAACUGGGACUUUGUCGGCAACGACUUGCCUGUCUUCUUUAUCAGGGACCCUGUCAAGUUCCCUUCGUUGAACCGUUCGCAUCAGAACCACCCUCAAACACAUGUUCCUGACUCGAGCAUGUUCUGGGAUUUUCACAACAACAAUCAAGAAGGAACACACUGCUUGAUGCAAUUGUUCGGCCAACGAGGUGUACCUGAGAGUUUGAGGAAUGUCAAUGGCUAUGGAGUUCACACCUACAAAUUUGGCAAGCCUGAGGAUGGCACCUUCAAGUACGUUAAGCUGCACUUCAAGCCUGAUGGCGGCAACAUCACAAUGAAGUCGGAUGACGCCGUACGCCUUGCUGGAGAGGAGCCUGACUACCACGUCAAAGAUAUGUACAACGCCAUCGAGAAGGGUGACUACCCUACCUGGACGCUCAUGAUCCAAGUCAUGGAUCCCAAGGAAGCCGAAACCUACCGCUGGAACAUCUUCGACGACACUCGAAUCUGGCCACACAAGGACUUCCCUCUCCAGCCUGUUGGCAAGCUCACUCUGAACAAGAACCCUGCCAACUACUUCCAAGACAUAGAGCAGGCCGCCUUCUCACCCAGCACCAUGGUCCCUGGCAUCGGUCCCUCAGCCGACAUCAUGCUGCAAGCCCGCAUGUUCAGUUACCCCGACGCCGCCCGCUACCGCGUCGGACCAAACUACCAACAACUCCCCUGCAACCGCGCAAAGUACGUGUACUCACCCUAUCAGCGUGACGGCCCAAUGCGCAUCGAUGGCAACUACGGGGCCGACCCCGACUACGUCCGCUCGUCCUUCCGCAAGGUCAACUCCGGCGGCCCCACCGACGUCGCACACGACGAGUGGAUUGGUUCAGUAGCCAACUACACAUCCGAAGUCACCGACGAAGAUUUCGAGCAGCCCCGCGAUCUGUGGAAGCUAUUCAAGGAGUGGAAGCAGGACGAGAUCUUUAUUUCGAACCUCAGUGGGCAUAUGAAGAAAGCGCUGCCGCAGGUGCAGAGGGAGGCUAUCAAGGUGUGGAGUAAGGUUGACCAAGAGAUUGUGGAUAGGCUGGAGAAGGCGCUUGGUGAUUACCUUGGUGACAAGGGGGUUGACCAUGUUAGUGGUACACCGUAUGGACUGCAGCCGGCGUAUGGUGGUGGAUACUAGGUCUGCCAGGCAUGAGCUUGGAGGUUCUCGGUACCUCGUAAGCUCGUCUCAGAUGGUCGCCUCUGGCUGAUGUAACGAUUCAUAGAUUUUGAUAUCUUGAUGAUCUUUCAGCACUCAUCCCCG